This is a messenger RNA of Eremomyces bilateralis CBS 781.70, 852 nucleotides long. RefSeq lists its product as uncharacterized. The transcript has a single exon. Lineage: Eukaryota; Fungi; Ascomycota; Dothideomycetes; Eremomycetales; Eremomycetaceae. The coding region runs from base 28 to 750 and encodes 240 amino acids. The record is from RefSeq and is a predicted model, not a curated record.
GAUCAAAUCGCUUGCAAAGACCUUGACAUGGAUCACUUCCGGCAUAUCACCGACUACUUCCUCUCGUACGGUCGUAAAUCUGUACCUGCGACUCAGCAACCUAUCGGCCCAAAGAUCAAGGCUGUCAGGAUCAAUUGCAUCGGCGACCAGAAGAUGUUCAAUAAACCCGACUUCGAGGCAGUGGAGAUUUCUCCUACUGAUCCUAUAUUUUCCAAACCCGAUGACACCUCCGACAUUGCAGACCGCAUCGGACUACCCAUCUUCACCCGGCGCUGUCGUCCCAACCCAAAGUGGGCGAACGAUGAGGACAACAAGAUCUUCAAACACGAGAGCCCUUUCAACAAUCAGGAUGCUACAUUCCUACAUCUUUGCUGCGAUCCGAAGGCUAAGUUCGACCUUAGCAGAGGGGUCAUAGGCUGGGCGUGGGCUUCCCGGCAGUGGCAGAAUAGCGUGGGAAGUGUCAUCAUUGUGCGUCAGGACAAAAAGCCACUGUUUCCAUUGCAUGCUGAGGCACUAUGCAAAUACUGUCACCACGAGAUACGUGCGCUUUUGGCUCACUCUAUCGGGGAGUACUCACCAGACGAGCCACUGACAAAGGAUGCUGUGCUAGCUAUGAUCUGCAGGCCUACCUUCUCUAUCUACUGGUACAAGCUUCUUGAGGAGAAAAGCAAAGAAGGGGAUAGGACGGCAUUGGGCACACCUUUUCCUUACGAUAUUGAUACUAUUGAGGAAGGGAGGACACCUAGUUGAGCUGUACUACACUCUGGAUCUGUAUGCGGACAAUCGUUAGUACUACUACCGAAUUCAGGUCGAUAAUAACGAUCUUUAUCAACCAUCCCAGUGGCGCAAUGU